Dermacentor andersoni is the source of this 1277-nucleotide messenger RNA. RefSeq lists its product as uncharacterized. Gene Ontology annotation, molecular function: nucleic acid binding; zinc ion binding. Lineage: Eukaryota; Metazoa; Arthropoda; Arachnida; Ixodida; Ixodidae. The record is from RefSeq and is a predicted model, not a curated record.
UCUGUGCAACGUUUAUCACGCGUAUUCCCUUGUCACUGUGCGCCGCGUAUCUGAUGCACGCGGUCAUUGUUCACAUGUGCUGUUGUAUCGUCAGCCAAUCGCAUGGCUCGACUGCACCCAUGCUCCCUUUAUAAGGCGAAGCCACUGAAUCGUUGCUGUCUGUUUUGUUCAUGUUGCUGUCCGAAUAAAUACUACUUGACUUCACGGCAUCUCUGGUCAACAUGGCGACGAGGGUGGGACCGUUCGGGCAGAGGCAAUGACCAAGCCUGAGGAAACGGCAACGACGCCACGGCAAGCGAGGACAUCAGUGAUGACCACCACCCUGGGAUCCUUGGCCGAGUUCUGCCCAGACUCUGGCAAUAUCGAAGUCUACUUGGAAAGGUUCGACCUGUAUGCAACCGCCAAUGGAAUAGACGCAAGUAAGAAGUUGCAAGUCUUCUUAACAAUCCUGGGUGAAAAGGCUUACGUGACUCUGCGUAGCCUGCUGCUGCCGAAGAAACCAACGGAAGUCAAGUACGAAGAAGCUACAGAAGCUCUCCGAAAGCACUAUGCUCCAAAACGGUCAGUGGUUACCGAACGGUAUCACUUUUACCAGCGAAAGCAAGAGCCGGAUGAAAGCCUAAAACAGUUCAUCGUUGAGCUGAAAAGACUGGCAGCAAUGUGCUCGUUUGGAAGCUUUUUGGAAGAAGCACUCCGGGAUCGACUGAUUGCUGGAAUCGGGACGGAUUCGAUUCGAUGCCGUCUUCUUGCCCUGUCAGACGACGAAGUCACCUGGGAGCGAGUAUGCAAAAUUGCCACCGCCUUGGAAACGGCCCAGAAAGACACCCGAGAAAUGCUACCGGAGGGGUCAACCGCCAGUCCUGCGGACGUUUACUGGCAUCGGGAGCCCACCACGCAAGGCAGGCGACACGCAACGAAGACCGCUAGCAACGAGCAGCGUGCCCCCCAAAACGGUCCAAGGAAGCAACGUGGGAAAGGCAUUGUUCGCGCCUGUUAUAGAUGCGGCGGACUGCACGCGCCAGUGAGUUGUCCUUUUCUCAAAAGUACCUGCUUCAAAUGCUCGAAGCCAGGGCACGUAGCGAAAAUGUGCAAAACAAAGGUCGUGCACAAAGUUGAGGAGACCUUGCUGUCAACAGACUUGCUUACUGUUAGUACGACUAACCAAGUUCAUAGCUCUCCGCCUAUUGUGCUUAAAGUAAAAGUAAACGGCAAGGAGAUUCCGAUGGAACUAGACACGGGAGCAGCUGUGACCAUAAUGUCUGAAAGACUUUGAUGAA